Messenger RNA from Aspergillus uvarum CBS 121591, 970 nucleotides. RefSeq names its product O-methyltransferase family protein. Gene Ontology annotation, molecular function: O-methyltransferase activity. The transcript is spliced from 2 exons. Bases 93 to 884 code for a protein of 263 amino acids. NCBI's taxonomy places the organism in Eukaryota, Fungi, Ascomycota, Eurotiomycetes, Eurotiales, Aspergillaceae. The record is from RefSeq and is a predicted model, not a curated record.
UUUCUUUUCUCCCACCCUCGACGUGAAGAUUCUCCCUUUUCUCUGAAAUCUACAUACUGAGCCGGAAUGGCAUGCCUCGAACCAGAAGCUCGAUGCUGUACCCCCUCGCCAGCCAGAUCCACCAGUACCUCAACCAGCAUAAGCCCUGCGCCCCCGGCGAGUCCCCCGCUCCCUACACCUUCGCCAUGCGAGAAACCCUCUGGGAGACGCUCUCCUCGGACCCAGUCUGGAAACAAGCCUUCGAUAAUAGCAUGACGAGCCGGAACAAGAGCUUCUCGGUGCCGUGGCACAGCAAGUACCCGGUGCGGGAGCGCCUCCCUCCCCCGUCCCCCAUCAAUCCGGAGCAACCCCUGAAGCCUUUCACCAUUGUCGACAUUGGCGGCUCCCAGGGAGUAGACCUCCAGCGGUUCGCGACCGCAUUCCCCGACGUGCCUUGUGAACUGAUACUUCAAAAUCUCCGCGAGACCGUGAACGGGAUUCUGCCGGGACUCGAUCCGAGAAUUCGGCCGAUGGUGUGUGACUUCUUUACGCCGCAGCUAGUCAAAGGGGCGGAUAUCUACUACCUCAAAUCGAUCCUACACGAUUGGAACAACGAGGCAGCCCGGAAGAUCCUGUCGAACACGGCGCAGGUGAUGGGCUCACACUCGCGCCUGCUGAUCAAUGAGAUGGUGCUGGCGGAGACGGGGGAGACGCUGGCGCGGGUGGACAUGGACAUGCUGAUGUGGCUGCUCUGUGACGGGAUGGAGAGGACGAGGCGGCAGUGGGAGGAGUUACUGGGUCGUGUCGAGCCGCCCUUGCAAAUUGUGGCGGUAUGGCCCGGGGAAGGAGCCGAUCCGCAAUGUGUCAUUGAGACCUGUUUGGUGGGGUCCGAAGCUCAUAAGUGAGGAAUCUGUCUGUGGGAAGUGUCAAUUAGGUGCUUUUCUCGAUGGAGAUCGGUCACGCGUCUCAAGGCCUAAAGGGUAGCGGGGUU